AUGGGGAGAAUUGACAAGGUGCCGGGCCCCAAGCAUGAGCCUACAAAGUCCGUGGCCUUGCGGCGCUUCGCCGAAUCGGCUGCUGAAAUUCCGGUUCCAGAACUACCAUCACUGCUGUCCCAAUUCCCGCGCAGAUGGCCGUUCCCAAGAGGCGAUCUUUACAACUGGAUCCCCAUCCUGAAUCGGUUUGAUGACAUCCUGGCUCGGCUUAUCAGUAAAUACGACCUUGACCUUGGCCCACAGACGAAGCCUUUUGGUCGGCUGUUCCUGGUUGAUGAGUUGCUUGCUGGUAAUGCAUCGUUAAAAGGAGAAGAAUGUCAAACGAAACUGGAUGCGUUUGGCUUUGGCCGUGAGGGCGACAGAGAGCUGGUGGAGUCGAUAUUAGAUUUUUCCCGGCUCCUUCUGGAGAAAUGCGGAAAUCGAAGCUUGUUUAAUAGUAGUGAGCGGUUGAACGCCUUGCUCAAUACAUCUUCGCUUUCUUUGCUUCAGUGUGCUCUUCGCCUUGGCGUAUGCCUUGCUCAACGGUACUACUCCAGGCAUCGAGCGACAAAUAGUUCGCAUUUCCAUCAGUCGCUCUUAGCAACACAUUACAAUAUCGAACUUGAACGCGUCCAGAAGCUUGCCGCGCCAUUUCCUCGUCCACCGUUAUUGGCGAAGCCUAACGAUGCCCACGUCACCGGGAAGGGAAAAGAGAAAGCAAAACCUCUUUCGACAUCCCCUGGUAAUUGCAAUGCGAAUAAUCUGAUCAGUUUAACCAGCACAGAUACAACUAAGAAAGUUGAAACUGAUAUUCUCCUUGACAAUGGGGCUGGCACAAAUGAUUGGGAAGACUGGGGCAACGUUCGCGUGUCAUAUUACCCUCGAGAUGUGGAGCCUAGCAAAGAACCGUCUGCACCAGUGAUAAGCCACAGCCAUACCGCCCAGGUUCCCACGACGCCUACUCCCGUUCGUCGACAUUCUGUGCACCCCGGCUCCAGGCCUGGUCGUGACUCCUCCCUUGACGACUCACCAUCCGUUGUUACCCCAUCUCCGGCCGUUAAGUCCGAUGAGGCUGCGCGAGGAAUGACUGUAUUAGAAAUACCAAACUCUGAGAUACUGUCUCGUGGCAUAGAAGAGGUUGUGAAUGAAUAUGCUACAAAGGUCCCAAAGGAGUCCAAAUACGAGCUAUUGAACCGGGUGCGUACCGCCUACGCACUCGCCAAAUCCUUUGAAACAAGGCAGCAGAUACUUGCUAUCAGGGUCCUUGCACUCACGAACCUCGCAUACGUAUACCCGGAAGCUGUAUUUCAGCAAAAGAUUCUCUUACAAGACUCGGACGAGCCAAAGCGACUUCAACUUGCUUAUCAACUUGCUGAGUUCGUGCACCUCGGCGUAGCGGGUGAUAUCAGUGCCUCUAUUCCCAACCAGACUUUUGCGCUUGCUUGUCUUGACGCACUUGCGAGACAUAAGUCUAAGGCAGCGGAUGUUUGUACUGCACUUAAUGUUAAUGUGAACCACGGAAUCUUGAUGUUUAUCAUUCGAAAGACGGUUGCCGAUCUUGGCACUCCCGAUGAUGAUGAUAGUUUCGAUAAUGAUGAUUGGCGAGAAUCUCUGUUUUCCCUGCUCCGUACGCUCCCUAAUUCCGGUGCGAGGACGCCUGAGACCCUUGUUUCGGCAGGCUUGAUACCAAUGCUGGUUGAUGUGCUCAAUCUUCGAACUGAGAAGGCUCGAAGAGUCUACCCACGUGUGAUGGAGUUUCUCGAUACUUACGUUCACCCAGUCCGGGACGCUUUAGCCACCUUAGCUUCAGCCCGUGGGUUCGAUGCUCUGUCCGGCCUCAUUUCCUGGGAAUCCAAAUCCGCUUUCGAGCUCGUUAAGGAAGGGAAAGGGAUUCCGGAUGAACAUAAGAAUGCGUACACUGACUACCAAAUACCAUACUUCCACCAGCAAUCUUUGCGAUGGCUUCUCAAGUUUGUGAACCAUGUUAUGCAACACAAUACCGGUGGAUUUGAACGGUUAUUACGAAACCUAAUCGAUUCUCCUCCUUUGCUUGAAGGACUUCGUCUGGUUCUUGAGAAUGCUGUGGUAUUCGGUUCUCAUGUGUGGAGCGGCGUUGUGAACGUCAUGAGCAACUUUAUCCAUAAUGAACCAACCAGUUACGCGGUUAUCGCGGAAGCUGGGUUGAGCAAAUCGUUGUUAGAGGCAGUAAUGGCGGGACCGAUUGAAACUGCUCCUAGCGGCACAGAAAACGAUAAGUUGCCGAAUUUGUUCAUUCCCUCUAAUCUUGAUACGGACCCCAACUCCCUUGUGGCCCAGAUCCUCGCUUCACCCCAGCAUAAAGGAUCUGAUGGCAUUUUACCUUCUUCAGAGGCUAUUGUAUGUAUUCCAGUGGCGUUCGGGGCGAUUUGCUUGAAUUCAACUGGCCUGGAACUUUUUGGAUCUUCAGAUGCUCUAGAGCGCUUCUUCGACAUUUUUGAAAGCCCUGAGCAUGUGAAGUGCAUGAGACACGAUUCAAAUUUACUACGGGCUUUGGGCAAUUCGUUCGACGAGCUUAUUAGGCAUCAUCCCCGUUUAAAGAAGGCGGUAACAAGUGCGAUUGUUCGUCUGGUUGCUCGCAUCCGAAUUCUCGUGUCUUCCAAAGCUUGGGAGCAUGGAUUAGGAGCGAAGUUAUGGACUCAAGAUGACAACCGGAACAUGUCUAUCCUCGGUGGGCCAGCGUCUGCUGUUACUGAGCCUGGCGCAUCAUUCACCGAAGACUUCGAGUCACUACAAAAAUCUCCAGUUCCUAGCCUGACUGAUGGAGGAGUUUCUAUAAACGGCCUGCCUCCACGACAAUAUUCCGAUGUUUUUGGUUCUCCAGAUGUCGCUAAAUGGAUUUUGGACAAUGCUGCCGACCCCGAUGGCCUCGAUGUCGCUGACUAUCUUUUCACUACCGUGAGAUUUCUGGCAGGAUUUUUUGAGAAUCAAAACAUGUGCUCUAAUUUCAUUGAAUUCGGUGGUGUGGAAUACGUUCUCGAUUUGGCAACCCUACCAAGUGUGCCACAUACAUUCCACACUACUGAAGCAAGUCGCUACUUGUCGCAGGUUAUCAAGGUAAUGGCUGAGACGAAGCCUCAUCUUGUCGUGCCUUCGGUGGUCAAGCGAACUCAAAAGGUGCUUGAUAGACUGGGGCCUUUCUUUGAAACGUGGCACACGCAUGGCUUCUUCACCCCUGUUACUUGCUCGACUCCGACGAGCGAACCGGAUGUACACGAUGUGAAGCUGAAAGGCACAUAUUUCGUGAAACAUCUUGUUGCAGUUGUGACACUGACAGAUGUUCUGCGCGAAAUGUACGGACCACAUUUGUACCCUGUUCGACCCAGUCAACAAGUUUCUCCUUUUGUCCAAGUUAAUCUAGCGGAUAAGUAUGCCAAGCUCGUUCAAAGCUUGGGUAGUUUGCAGGCGGCUUGUGUGUGGGAGGAGAUAUUAUUGCAAAAAAAUGAGCCGCCCGAAUGGAAAGGUUUGCCCAGAUCAAGCGGUUUUGGCCUUGCAGACACAAAUAUUGUUCAUCCUACAAUACAAUCGGCACCUACUGGAAUUAAUAUGGAUUCCUCUGCUCUUGAUGAAGCAUCAAAAGCCACUGAUAGUUCCAUAAAUUGGGCAGCACUCCGAAAUACUGACGUCCUCCGCUACUUGACUAGCACCUUGCCUUUAUCCAUCACAGGAUUUCACCACGUUUUGGGCCAUGGUCUUACGAGUAAGCGGCGCAUGGAUACCUAUCAGCGACAAAGGGCUACCAAAGUUGCCGAGGCCUUGGCCUUAAUGGUCGUGGAUCAAUUACAGCAAGCUUGCGAUUCAAAUCCUAAAGAUCGUUUCUCCUAUCUAAUUGUUAUUUUAUCGGCAUUUUCCCAACUAUUAUUUGAGACUUGUGGCUGUAUCAAACUUAUCUUGACCUUCUUCUCUGAGACGACGUCGGCGCGAUAUAUUAUCGAUUCUAGCCAGACACAAGCUAUGGCAGCUGAACAGCACAGGGAUCGCCCUGAUGCCUUCGUGCCGUCUCAAUUUUUGGUAGAGCUGAGAAUGGAAGCCUUGCCUUUGGUUCAACGAAUGUGGGAAUCCGACUUUAUCGAAGAUGCGUCCAGUUCGAUGGUGAAGGCGUUGAUUGAGAUUCUUCGGUCAGUAUUAGAAGGAGAGUAUGAAAGCGGAGCGCACCACCGUGGUGAUGUUCCCCCCUUGGCUGGCUCACCCACUCCGAGAACAUUCUUUUUCCAUAGAGACCGCCUUAGUUCUUUAACGGAGAAAGGGUAUGAUGAGAACCUUGCAAAGGAAGCAUUGUAUCGCUGCAAUAAUUCUUCAUCUUCUGCAGAAGAGUAUUGUUCAGCCCAUAAAGGGCUCAGGCCCCCACCGAGACUUCCAGUGCCCUCCUCUGAUAUUGAGCCGACCUCGAGAGUCAGCAACACCCCUCCGACCGAGAGUCUAUUCGGUACUCCUGCACCAAAUCAAGCUCAGCGUUCUGAUGGGUCCGCCACGGCCACCCCAUCCAGCCAGGCUUUCGAAGGCCACAUCGAGGCUUUGCUCGAUGAAAUCCAGGCUGCACCCCUUGAUGCAUUCCCUUCUGCAGCACGGGCUAGUGACAGUGCUAAUACGGAAGCCACCUCAUUGAAUCAAAGCACUGCCAAUACGACAGCGUUGCAAACUGCGAGAAGAACGUCCACCCCAAAGCGGCGAGACGUAGUCACCGUUGAGGAUUUGGAUGAGGAGCGUGACAAGGUCCGCACCAAUUUGAUCGAAAGAUGUCUCGAAGUUCUCAAUCUGCAUCACGACGUCACUUUCGAACUCGCUGACCUGAUUAACUCUGCCGCUAAACUCCGAGAUGGAGCUACGUUCCGCAAAGAAAUCGGGGAAACGUUGAUACAUUCUUUAAUAUCACUGCAGAUGGAUGAGAAUUUCCAGUCAGGAGGCAAAAAGAUAGCGGCCUAUGCUAAUUUGCUUGCCUUGGUCCUUCAAGAAAAGAGCGUGUAUGAUGCUACAUUAGAGCACCUGAGAGAAAACUUUUCUCUCCUUCUUGGUUUCAUCACCAUUCCUAAACCCCAGUCAGACAAGUCCACCGGUGAAUCUUGCCCGUGGAUUGCCCAGGUUCUCUUGAUAUUAGAGAGAAUUCUGUCUGACGACGAGCAACCGGACCAAAUUACGUGGACAUCCCCAAAUUCGGAUAAUGUUUCAGACUCCCCAGCCGAGCUGCAGGAACCAAUUAUUGAAAUUGAAGCCAAAGUACAACUCUUCGAUGCUGUUGUGGAAAUUCUUCCUAGAAUUGGAAAAGAUGAGACUUUGGCUUUAUCUGUUUGUCGAAUCUUUGUCAUUUUAACCCGACAUCGAGAUAUUGCUGUGCGCUUAGGAGAAAAGAAAAACCUGCAGCGGUUGUUUGUCAUGAUCAAGCAACUUGCCGACUCCUCAAAUGAUAGAUUGCAGAGCAGCUUUAUGCUAAUUCUGCGUCACAUCAUUGAAGAUGAUGACACAAUUCGGCAAAUCAUGAAAAAUGAGAUCGUGGCAAGCUUUGAUGCUAGAUCUCCUCGUCAAACGGACACGACCGGUUAUAUUCGACAAUUCUAUCAAUUAGCGCUGAGAUCUCCAAAGAUUUUCGUCGAGGCUACCAAUGAAAAACUGAAGUUGCAAAGAUACGAUCCUCAACAAAGACAGCAAGUCCUCACUUUGAAGGUUGAAAGGAGUGACAAGGAGCCACAGCAACCUGGCAUUGCACCCGGUGAGGAGUCCAAGGAGCCAAACAAGGCAGAGACAUCUGAAGGACCAAGCCGAGAAACGGAACGUGGAGAGCAUGGCGAUACCAAAGGCAAGCAAAAGGUCGAACUGAAGCCUCCAGUCGUGGAGCAUCCGGAUGGCGUGAUUCACUACCUGCUUUCUGAAUUGCUCUCCUAUCGAGAUGUUGAUGACAAAGAAGUCACAAGCACCUCAGAAAACACCGGAUAUCAAUCGGAGGAUGUGGAAAUGAUUACUGCAGACGUAUCUUCAGCCUGCUCAACUCCCCCACCACGAGAACCGGCCCCUAAGAAGUCAGAGAAACCGCAGUUCAAAUCCGAAGACCAUCCCAUCUAUAUCUAUCGAUGCUUCCUGCUUCAAUGUCUGACGGAACUUCUCUCCUCGUACAACCGCACCAAAGUUGAGUUCAUUAAUUUCUCGCGCAAGGCCGAUCCUCUUGCCACUACGCCUUCCAAACCGCGCUCUGGUAUCCUCAAUUAUUUACUUUACUUCCUUAUUCCCGUCGGGACUUUAGAACACGACGAAUCCAUAUCGUUCAAGAAGAGAGUAAAUACGUCGCAUUGGGCCAUGCGGGUUAUUGUCGCCCUGUGUUCCAAGACUGGUGAAUUUGGUGGAUCAAAGCGACGUCCUACUAUGGAUGAAGAAGAGGAAACAGAUUUGAUGUUUGUGCGAAAAUUCGUUCUCGAGCAUGCUCUAAAGUGUUACAAGGAAGCCAAUUCGUCUCAAGAGCCGCUUGACGUCAAAUAUGCCCGGCUUAUGUGCCUAGCCGACCUUUUUGACAAGAUGUUGAGUGGAGCAACAAAUACGGACGGCUCUGCGCAUUAUCCUUCAUCCACUCGCUAUAUUGCGAAGAUGAUGUUCGAGAAGAACUUUAUCUCUGCAUUCACUUCUUCGGUUGCCGAUAUAGACUUAAACUUUCCAUCGUCUAAGAGAGCUGUCAAGUACAUUCUUCGCCCGCUGAAUAAGCUUACGCAGACUGCAGUGUUGCUCAGCGAAGCUGCUAGUAUUGCUGGCGUCGGUGCCCCGGGUGUAGCCGAAGAAGACGAGAUCUCUUCUGCAACUUCCGUGUCAGAUAUCGAUGAUGAUAGAGAAGAGACUCCAGAUUUAUUCCGCCAUUCAACUCUUGGAAUGUUUGAACCAGACCACGAGGAAGAGACGCCCUCUGAGGAGGAAGAAGACGAGGACGAAAUGUACGACGAUGAGUAUGACGAAGAAAUGGACUAUGAAGAAGAUAUGCCAGAAAAUGAUGGCGAAGUGGUCAGCGAAGACGAGGACCUUGACGGACGCGGUCCGAUCGAAGGGUUGCCGGGCGAUACCCCCAUGGAUAUUGAAGUCCUUAUCGAGAGCGAUGAAGAUGAGGAUGACGAGGACGACGAUGAAGAUGACGAUGAAGACGACAGCGAAGAUGAGUCCGAUUUAGAUAACGAAAUAAUGGCCGGGGAGAUUACUGGGGAUCAUGAUAAUGACAGCCUUCACGGUGAUGAUGACGAGUGGGAGAGUGAAGAAAUGACCGAUGAUGAAGCAGAUGCCGAAAUCAUGGAUCAACUAGAGGAUGACCUGGAAGAUAUCGCCCAAGGAGAUCGUCAUGGCGGGCCACCUCAUUUUGAUGAACUACUCCGUGUCCUUGAGGGUGGCGGCGCAACUGUCGAGCGGAUCGAAGACGAUAUUGGGCUUAGAGCUAAUUUACAUGAUGACAUGUUGGACGACGACGACAUGAAUGAAGAUGAGGACGAGGACGAAGAGAUAGACGAAUUAGAGGAAGAUGUAGACGACUACGACGAACAUGGCUAUCAUGGAUUUGACGAUGAGGAUGCGGACAUGAACUCACCUUGGGCAUGGGUUGAUGAGCUUGCCCAUACACGAACGCAACGAACACCGUGGAACAUUUUCGCCGGUGGCUUUGGUGGCCGCCAUGGAGGUACCCACAUUCCUAGUUUCCGAGCUCACCGAACAACAAUGGCGGCUCCUCGGAACGACGAUGGGACCAACCCACUACUGCGUCGCAAUGAUCGAGCAGCAGACCAGCCACCUAGCACCGAAGCUUUCAGCGAGUGGGUACAUGCAAUCGAUCCGGCUAGCCAGGGCAGAUUUUUGUCCGUCGAUAGCCCUGUUAGCUUUAUGAACGCGAUCCUACAGGUUAUUGGACAGGGAGGCCCUGGUUUCGGUGUCGUUACUCGACCAGACGGGUUCCACCUUCACAUCGAGCGUGACGCUUCUCUUCCCUCCCGCCUUCAAGAUAUGCUUGGCUUAGGCAGGCCUAGUGUGAGCACACGCCCUCGCGACGAUCCUAGUCAGGCAGUAACAUUCAAUAUCUCUACUACAACUACUCGCUGGCAAGAGGAAGCUCGUAUCCUAUUUGGGAAUAGCUAUGUUGACAAAGCUCUGCGGGUUCUAAACUCUAUUCACAAGCUCCUCGUCCCUCCUGCUGUUGAAGAAAGUAAACGUCUGAAAAAGCAGCUCGAGGAGGAAAUGAAGAGACGAGAGGAAGAACGGAAAGAAAACGAACGUCAGGAACGUAUCGCAAAGGAGGAAGCUGAAAAGGAACGCAAACGAAAGGAGGAAGAGGAAGAAGCUUUGAGACAACAAGAGGCAGAGCGUGCAGCGGAGAGUGCUCGCCAGGCAGCUGGGGGUGAACCCAUGGACGAUGUUCAGCCAACAGAGCUAAGUCAAGAAGCACAGCAGCCGGAAGCUGAAGCAUCUGCUGCAGGCCCAUCUGAACCUACCCCUCGUGUGCAUACCACUAUUCGAGGUCGCCAGCUUGAUAUCACCGGCAUGGAUAUCGAUCCCGAGUUCCUUGAAGCUAUCCCUGAGGAGUUCCGUGAAGAGGUUAUCAUGCAACAGCUGGCAGAACAGAGAUCUCAUGCUGCUGCAGCGGGCGAAGAACCCAGUGAAAUUAACCCUGAAUUUUUAGAAGCGUUGCCUCCGGAAAUUCGUGAAGAGCUCUUGCAGCAAGAAGCCGCUGAUCGCCGUCGUCGUGAACGAGACGCUGCCCGUAGACAAGCUGCUGCUAAUGGAACACCACAUGCUGAGGAUAUGGAUCCGGCGAGCUUCCUUGCUACGCUAAACCCGUCUCUUCGGCAAACCGUGUUGGCCGACCAGCCCGAAGAGGUCCUAGCCGCUCUCGGCCCUGAGUUCGUUAGCGAAGCUCGCGCCCUUACCGGUCGACGCUUAGCACAAUUCGAUAUUGGUAGAAUGGACUCGCAGUCCAGAGCCGAGGCGUCGCAACAGGAUGAAAGUGCCAAGAAGCCCCAGCGACGUCAAAUUGUGCAGAUGCUUGACAAAGCCGGUGUUGCCACUCUUUUACGACUUAUGUUCAUGCCAUUACAAGGAAAUGCACGGCAUCAUCUCAAUGAUAUACUCCACAACGUCUGCCAGAAUCGACAGAAUAGGACAGAGGUUCUAAGUCUAUUGCUCCUCAUUUUGCAGGAUGGCAGCGCCGAUAUCUCAGCUGUUGAACGCAGUUUUGCUCAUUUGUCUCUCAGAGCGAAAACACCGACGACACAAAAGACUCCCCAACCUAAACGCACCAUCCCGUUGCCUACACCUGGCAAUGGUGAUGUUACUCCAUUGGUUGUGAUCCAACAGUGUCUUGGUGCAUUGUCGUUCCUUACACAAUAUAAUCCUCAUAUUGCCUGGUUCUUCCUCACCGAACACGACUCACAUACAGCCCUUAAGUUCAAGUCGUUCCGCAAGGGUAAGUUUAAGGAGAAUAAGGCAAAUAAAUUCGCAUUGAACUCCUUGUUAUCCUUACUCGACCGUAAGGCAAUCCUCGACAGUCCUAAUUGCAUGGAGCAGCUCUCUGGGUUAUUGAGCAGUAUUACGCAGCCAUUGUCUAUUCUCCUCAAGAAAGAAAAGGAGAGACAAGAAGAAGAAGCUAAAGCGAAGGAAGCCGCAGCUGCCAAGGAGAAAGAAAAAAAGGCUGCAGAUGAAACGGUUGAUACUGCAAUGACUGACCCCGGACCAGUUGCCACUGAACAGAAGCCUGAAGAACCUGCCCAGGGCUCUUCCAAUGAAGGUCAACCGGAUUCAAAACAAAAGAAACAGCGUGUCAUUGAGCCCCCAGUCGUACCAGAACAUAACUUGCAGCUCGUGGUUCAUAUACUUGCUGCUCGCGAGUGCAACGGAAAAAUAUUUAGAGAAACAUUGUCAACUAUCAACAAUCUGUCAUCUGUCCCCGGGGCCAAGGAGGUCAUUGGCAGGGAGUUAGUACAGCAAGCGCAGACACUAAGCGAAUCCAUUCUGUCGGAUCUGAAUGAGCUCUUGCCGCACAUUACCCAAGCUAAGAGCGGAACCGAUGUCCAAGGCAUGGCUUUGUCAAAGUUCUCGCCGUCGAGUUCAGACCAGGCUAAGCUCCUCCGGGUCCUUACUGCCCUCGAUUACUUAUUUGAUCCAGCCAGAGGUGAUAAAGAUAAGGGUUCCGAUCCCGAGUGCCCCGAGAAGGAAAAUGUUUUGAAGAACCUCUAUGAAAGUGCUACCUUUGGGCCUCUCUGGAACAAAUUGAGUGAAUGUCUCACCACUAUUCCUCAAAAAGAGAGCAUGCUGAAUGUGGCCACCACGUUACUCCCACUCAUCGAGUCGUUAAUGGUUGUCUGCAAGAACACGACUCUCAGGGAUCUCCCACUCUCCAGACACGGACGAGAAUUUUCCAUUGCAAGCCCUCCGCCGGAUGCUGGAAUGGAGGGGCUGUUCUUCACAUUCACUGAGGAACAUCGAAAGAUUCUCAACGAGCUUGUUCGCCAAAACCCUCGACUCAUGAGUGGUACGUUUUCACUCCUCGUUAAGAACCCGAAAGUACUAGAGUUUGACAACAAGCGCAAUUACUUCAACCGUCGUAUUCAUUCUCGUGGGGCUGAGGCUCGACAUCCUCAUCCGCCGCUGCAACUAUCUGUUCGCAGAGACCAGGUUUUCCUUGAUUCCUUCAAAUCGUUAUACUUCAAAACAGCAGACGAGAUGAAAUACGGUAAACUUAGCGUCCGUUUCCACGGCGAAGAGGGCGUUGACGCCGGAGGCGUGACGAGAGAGUGGUUCCAAGUCCUCGCUCGUGGAAUGUUCAAUCCAAACUACGCUCUUUUUAUCCCCGUUGCGUCUGACCGCACGACAUUCCACCCUAACCGGCUCAGUGGGGUCAACCAGGAACACUUGAUGUUCUUCAAGUUCAUCGGGCGCAUUAUUGGCAAAGCCAUCUACGAAGGUCGAGUCCUAGACUGCCAUUUUAGCCGCGCCGUAUACAAGCGUAUUCUUGGGAAAUCGGUGUCUAUCAAGGACAUGGAAACCCUUGAUUUGGAUUAUUACAAGUCUCUACUCUGGAUGUUAGAGAACGAUAUCACCGACAUUCUCACCGAGAACUUUUCGGUUGAGGUCGAAGCUUUCGGCGAAAAGCAGGUUAUUGACUUGGUUGAGAACGGACGCAACAUUCCAGUCACUCAAGAAAACAAAGAGGAAUAUGUUCAGCUUGUUGUCGAGCACCGGUUGGUUGGAUCUGUUAAAGAGCAACUAGACAAUUUCUUAAAGGGCUUCCAUGAUAUUAUCCCCGCCGACCUUAUCUCCAUUUUCAAUGAACAAGAACUGGAGUUGCUGAUUUCUGGCCUACCCGAAAUUGAUGUCGACGAUUGGAAGAACAAUACCGACUACCACAACUACUCUGCGUCGUCUCCACAGAUCCAGUGGUUCUGGCGUGCUGUUCGCUCAUUCGACAAGGAAGAGCGUGCCAAGUUGCUUCAGUUUGUUACUGGAACUAGCAAAGUUCCGCUCAACGGUUUCCGGGAGCUUGAGGGCAUGAAUGGAUUUAGCAAGUUCAACAUCCAUCGUGACUAUGGUAACAAAGAUAGACUACCCAGCUCGCAUACUUGUUUCAACCAGCUUGAUCUACCGGAGUAUGACAGCUACGAAACUCUCAGACAACGUCUCUACACAGCAAUGACUGCCGGCAGCGAGUAUUUCGGGUUCGCAUAAACUAGAGUGAUUGUAUUCCUUUACCGGUUCGUGAUUUACGGUUUGAUUCCUGGGCUGCAUUACCUACUCUAUUCCUUUUUGCAUCUGGUGGCGCUGUCAAGUUGACGAUCUAUGUACUCUCAGAAUGGCAUGGUCUUUGAUUUUCUUUUUCUUUUUUUUAAUUUGCUGGAAGGAUUGGGAAAAUCUGUAUUUAUGCUCCUUUUUUCCUCUUUUCCACAGUGCUUGUUACGCUGUGGCUUUGAGCCCUGGCGGCGUGUUGUUUGUUGAGAAAACAGUUGAAGUGCAGGUCAGCUGGGUUAUUUAGCAAGCAACAUUGCCUUCGCAGCUCCUGCAAUGCAGUGUCCGUAAUAGUUCUAGACUCAAAAGCAGCAUCUAUUCUGUCCUUAUA
Coccidioides posadasii C735 delta SOWgp is the source of this 12073-nucleotide messenger RNA. Lineage: Eukaryota; Fungi; Ascomycota; Eurotiomycetes; Onygenales; Onygenaceae. The record is from RefSeq and is a predicted model, not a curated record.